Messenger RNA from Cuscuta europaea, 772 nucleotides. The record is from the annotation of a GenBank genome assembly. Lineage: Eukaryota; Viridiplantae; Streptophyta; Magnoliopsida; Solanales; Convolvulaceae.
AAUUAUUAAUGUUUCUCCCUCGCUCUAAACGACUAAACGUAGGGUUUUGGAUUCCCGCCGCGUGAGUGUGUGGCUAGUUUGGGCCUAUUAAAGGUUUGAAUAGAGCUUGCGACGGAAAGGAGGAUGGAAUGUUGGGUGUCAUUUUUUCUUUCCUUCUGGAUGACGGAGGAGGCAUAUUUCAUUGGGAAUUUGGCGUGCGACAAAGUGCGAGCCAAAGCAUACAAGAGAGAAGGGCCAAUGUUGCUGAAAAUAAUGGACGAAUGUAGAGGCGGCAUGGGCGACGAGCGGAUGGAGAGCGGUGAAGGGUUAAACAAGGGAGAAGACAGAUUGAUGGAGCACCCCCUCCUUCCUGAACCACCGCCUUGGAGUGAUCGAGGUGCUAGGGUUGGGACGGUGAUGUUUCAAGAAAACCGGUUGGAAGGAAUUUGGAGCUUUUAUAAGUUAUUUUAUUUUCUUAUGGUCUUAUUUACACGUUUUGUUUGUUUACGUUGCUUUGUUUUUGUUGGUGUCUAUAGUUUUAGGUCUACAAUAAUAAUUCACAAUUCUGGUAGCUAUUAUGUCGUUAGAAGGAUCUAUAUGAACAGUGAUUGUUGUGUCACAUCCAUUUGAUGAUUAGCGAUUUGUAUUGCUCUUUCAUGGAUGAUUGUUUCUAAGUCUGGUCGUAAGGGUUGAUAGUGAUGGUUGAUUGUGGAUAGUUGUUGUCAUUGUUUGUCUCUUUGAACUUGAUGUAACAGUCUGAAUCCUAAUGAUAUUAAUAUAAGCAGGUUGCCCU